AUGCUCCAGGUCAUGCGGGUGCUGGUGGUCGAGGACGAUACGGAUAUCGCCGCGCUGAUUCAAUCGGCGUUUCGGCGUGCAGGCGCGACCCAUGUGGAGGUUGUUGGAACGGGGUCGGACGCGCUCGACGUCAUGGCGACCGAUCCGCCCGAACUCAUGAUUCUUGACCUCAAUCUGCCGGACAUCGACGGGUUUACCUUGUGCCGCAUGCUGCGCGCCCGGCGCCCGGCGCCGUCCGUGCCGAUCAUCGUCGUCACCGCCCGCACCAGCGAGGCCGACCGUGUGCGGGCUUUCGAGCUGGGUGCGGACGACUAUGUGACGAAACCGUUCGGGUUGCGGGAACUGACGGCACGGGCCCGCGCGGUGGCACGUCGUGCGGCGGGAGUGCACCAGGUGUCCGAGGUCUACGAGGGGCGCAGUCUCAUGGCGGACUUCGCGGCGGUCGAGGUGGCCGUGAAUGGCCGUCCGGUCAGAUUGACCCGUCGCGAGUUCCAGAUCCUGCGGUGUCUCGUCGAGAACCGGAAUCGCGUGAUGUCCCGGGAGCGGCUGCUGGAUCGGGUUUGGGGUGCCGACGGGACAAUCGAGAGUCGCACCGUGGACGUGCAUCUCGGGCGGCUCCGUGCGAAACUCGGACCUGCUGGAGGCCAGAUCGAGACUGUCUUCGGGUUCGGCUACCGGUUCGUAGAGGACGCGCACCACGACCGUGUCGACUCGUGA
This is a messenger RNA of Geodia barretti, 717 nucleotides long. The record is from the annotation of a GenBank genome assembly. NCBI's taxonomy places the organism in Eukaryota, Metazoa, Porifera, Demospongiae, Tetractinellida, Geodiidae.